GUAUGUUGACCAGCGGUACACGUCCACCGAUGCAGAGGGACUAGGCUCUCCAAAAAUCACGAAGGACGAACAAGUUCGAUACAUUAUGCAUCCAUAAUCCAUCGGUUUCAGCAAAAAGUGACUGUGACUAUUCCGCAUCGCAGAGUUUGAGUAUCAUAUCGCAAAUUGCGUAUUAUUUGCAAAGAUGAUUGCCAGAGGAUGCUUCAUUUUUACAAUUUUGGCUACUUGCGUUCUGUCAUGGCCAGUGCCUGAAAGUCGCUUGGAGAAUGAAGACGUGAAGGUGAUGAAAUGCAUUGUGGAGGCGUUGGCUGAUGUGCUAUCGAGGCCACAGAAUUUACCGGUUCGCCAAGAGUGUGUGGACACACUGAGGAGAGAUGAAAGGCUUGUUUCCAUCCUACGCCAUCACAACUUCCUCAAAGAGCUGCAGAGCAUUGCUCUCCAAGGUACCAAUGGAAACACUGAGCAGCAGAGUGACAUCACAGCUGAUCAUGUGACCAGGACUCCGCAGCACACAGAGGAUGUUGCAGAUCGAUCGAUGCUGGAAGCGCUGGGCGGACCAGGGGAGAGGUCUAUCCUUGCAGAGAAAAGGCCAACAGCAGGAGGUAGAGAGGAGGAAAGCACCGAGAAGAAUGAAGAGUCACAGGAGGGCAACGAGAUAAGGAGAGACGAAGAGGAGAGCGACAAGGACGAGAACCCCGACAAUCGCAUCUCUGACUCUAUGAACGAGGAGGAGAACAUGGAAAAGGGGGAACUGGUUGAGAAGAAACGAGAGGACGAGGGGGAAGAGGAAGAUGACGAGGAAGAGGAACUGGAGUUGAAGCGCCAGACCUCCGAGGAGGAUUCAGAGGAAGAUCGAAGCCAUGGAGAUGAUGUGAAAGACGACCACAAAGGUGCCGCAUCAAGUGAAAAGCAGUCGGAGACCUCUGCAGAGGAGGAGGAGAAAAGAUCUGUUGUGUUCCUCGGUGACGGCACCGAGUCAGAAAAGAAGGGUGAGAGGGAAGCGGAGGAGGAGGAGGGGAAGUUGAAGGAGGAGAGCGCUGACGACUCGAAGCAUUGGAGCAGGAGGAGUGAGCUGGCGCCAAUGAAGACAAGGCCCAAAGAAGCAGAGGGGCUGGAAGUGAGGUCGCUGGAGGUCAGAGAGCCACAGGAAGUGCCCCACCACUCAAAGGAGGUGGUGGGAGAGGAGGGGGAAGAGACAGCGCAAAGGAGCCCUGAGGUGAAGGAGUUGCAGAUGAUGGCUCGAAGAAUACCAACGGAGAAAGGAGCUGAAGAGGAAGAAGGCAGUGCGAUCAGGAAGACAGAGGAUCCUGAGAUUGCAAGUCUGGCUGCCUUAGAAUCUGAGCUGGAGAACGUCGCCCAGAAACUCCAUGAGCUGAGACAAGGCUGAGGCGAAAACGAAACCCAAGCCUUCCUCUCUUCCUCCUCUCUUCCUCCUCUCUUCCACCUCUCUUCCUCCUCUCUUCCUCCUCUCAACCAGUCCUGUUGCGACAAAGCCCGGUGUGAAUUUGACAUGAGAUUCAAUCUCCCUCUCCCUCUUCCCUUUUGUCUCGAGAGAUAGCCUUCUCCUGCUCCAGAUGUCUUGUGAAAUACUCGCCUCCCUCACACAUACUUGAGCACCGCAGACACAUUCCAUGUGCACCCACCCACCCACCCACACACCCACUCUAAGGCUCUAAUGGACCUCUAUUGCUUGGCUGCAGAAGGACCUCAUUCACUUAUUUUCUCUCCCUUGCUGUCUUUCUGCUGUAGCUUGAUUACUGCGUCGGACCUGCUUUCCAACUGAUUUUUGUUAGCACUGCGAUGACUCAUUAGAUAAAGGAUAGCAGUUGCAAUUAUUACUGUCACUCGUUGCUAAAACGAUAGGGCUUAUGUAUGUGGAAAUGAUUUAAAGGAUGUUGAUUUAUUUGAUUUAUCAUGGCUUGAUAAAGCAAAAGCCAAUGCAAUAACAAACAUUUUAUUAGGUAAAUUAUGAACUUGACUAUAAGCAAAAUCUGUAUGGACUUUAUCUAAGAAAACGAAUAAAUUGGAUUGUCAUCUGGAGAUGUCUGAA
This is a messenger RNA of Hypomesus transpacificus, 2050 nucleotides long. It is a transcript of the gene chga, whose product is annotated as chromogranin A. The transcript has 8 exons. Gene Ontology annotation, biological process: negative regulation of insulin secretion; negative regulation of catecholamine secretion; defense response to bacterium. Lineage: Eukaryota; Metazoa; Chordata; Actinopteri; Osmeriformes; Osmeridae. The record is from RefSeq and is a predicted model, not a curated record. Gene Ontology annotation, cellular component: chromaffin granule. Bases 185 to 1387 code for a protein of 400 amino acids.